This is a messenger RNA of Rhipicephalus sanguineus (brown dog tick), 4305 nucleotides long. Its product is annotated as DNA topoisomerase 2-beta. Gene Ontology annotation, cellular component: nucleus. NCBI's taxonomy places the organism in Eukaryota, Metazoa, Arthropoda, Arachnida, Ixodida, Ixodidae. The record is from RefSeq and is a predicted model, not a curated record. The coding region runs from base 35 to 4165 and encodes 1376 amino acids. Gene Ontology annotation, molecular function: DNA topoisomerase type II (double strand cut, ATP-hydrolyzing) activity; DNA binding; ATP binding. The transcript has 11 exons. Gene Ontology annotation, biological process: DNA topological change; sister chromatid segregation; resolution of meiotic recombination intermediates.
GGCAGCGUCGGCGGGUGGACGUGGCAAAGGCGACAUGGCGAAAGGCUCGUCCAGGGACAAGAGGCUGUCAGUGGAGCGCAUCUACCAGAAGAUGAGCCAGCUGGAGCACGUUCUGCUACGCCCGGACACGUACGUCGGCUCCGUCGAGCCCGUCACGCAAAACAUGUGGGUGUACGACCCCGAGGACGAGAACGGCGGCGGCGGCAUGAGGCACAGGAGUGUCACAUUUGUGCCCGGCUUGUACAAGAUCUUCGACGAGAUCCUGGUGAACGCGGCCGACAAUAAACAGCGGGACAAGAACAUGGACUGCAUCAAGGUCUGGGAGGACAAUAUGCGAAAGACCGCCGAACCCAAGAUCAAGACUGAUGCCAAGGGCGAGGACUUCACCAAGAUCACCUUCUAUCCAGACCUUGCCAAGUUCAUGAUGGAGAAGCUGGACGCCGACACAGUGGCGCUGCUGUCCCGCAGGGCAUAUGACGUGGCCGGCUGCACACAGGGAGUCAAAGUCUUCCUGAACGGCAAGCGGCUUCCGGUGAAGGGGUUCAGAGAUUAUGCACAGCUGUUCUUGAAGGACCAGGAAGACGAAACGGGCAACCCGCUCACUGUAGCUCACGAGCUCGUCAGCAACCGUUGGGAGGUGGCCGUGACACUGAGUGCGUCGGGCGAGUUCCGGCAGAUGAGUUUCGUCAACGGCAUCGCCACCACCAAGGGAGGCAGCCACGUCGACUACGUCUCCGAGCACAUAGUCAAAAAGGUUUUGGAAAGCGUCAAGAAGAAAAACAAAGCGGGCGUGAAGAUACUGAGCAAGCAAGUCAAGGACUACUUAUGGAUGUUCGUCAACUGUCUCAUUGAGAAUCCUACAUUCGACUCCCAGACCAAGGAGAACAUGACGCUGCCCGUGAAGAAGUUCGGCUCCAAGUGCGAGCUCAGCGACAAAUUCUACAGCCAGAUGCUCAAGUGCGGCGUUGUGGAGUCCGUCAUGUCAUGGGUAACAUUCAAGGCCGAAAAGCAGCUAGGUCAGAAGUGUUCGUCGAAGAAACACUCCAAGCUGAAAGGCAUCCCAAAGCUGGAGGACGCCAACGACGCUGGGACGAAGAACUCGGUCGACUGCACGCUCAUCCUGACCGAGGGAGACUCGGCCAAAAGCCUGGCCGUAUCCGGUCUGUCGGUGGUGGGCCGUGACAAGUUCGGCGUGUUUCCGCUGAAGGGAAAGAUCCUGAAUGUGCGGGAGGCCACCCACAAGCAGAUUUUGGAAAACGCCGAGAUCAACAAUGUUAUCAAGAUCAUGGGCCUCCAGUACAAGAAGAGAUACGAGACAAUGGAUGAUCUGAAGAGUCUUCGCUACGGUCGACUUAUGAUUAUGACAGAUCAAGACCAAGACGGCUCUCACAUCAAGGGUCUUCUCAUCAACUUUAUCCAUCACAACUGGCCGUCGCUGCUGAAGCUUCCGUUUCUCGAGGAGUUCAUCACGCCUAUUGUGAAAGCGAGUCGCGGAAGCAACGAGCUGUCUUUCUACUCGCUUCCCGAGUUCGAGGAAUGGAAGACCGCCACCGACGACUGGCAGCGCUGGAAGGUCAAGUACUACAAAGGUCUCGGCACCAGCACCUCCAAGGAGGCCAAGGAGUAUUUCACUGACAUGCUGCGGCACCGCAUCACGUUCCGGUACCAAGGCAACGAAGACGACCACGCCAUCGAGCUGGCCUUCAGUAAGAAGAUGAUCGAACAGCGCAAAGACUGGCUCCGCAGUGGCAUGGAGGAGCGCAAGCAGCGACGCGAGAUGGGCCUGCCCGAGCUCUACCUGUACGGCAAGGACACCAAGAACGUGACGUACCAGGAUUUCGUCAACAAGGAGCUCAUCCUGUUCAGCAAUAUGGACAAUGAGCGGUCAAUCCCGUCUCUGGUGGACGGGCUGAAGCCGGGACAACGCAAGGUUCUCUUCACUUGUUUUAAGCGCAAUGACAAGCGCGAAAUUAAGGUCGCCCAGCUGGCGGGGUCCGUGGCCGAGCACUCUGCCUAUCAUCACGGUGAGGCCUCUCUCAUGUCGACCAUCAUCAAUUUGGCGCAGAAUUUCGUCGGCUCCAACAAUAUCAACCUGCUGCAGCCCAUCGGUCAGUUCGGCACGAGACUGCAGGGCGGCAAGGACGCUGCCAGCCCUCGAUAUAUCUUUACUAUGCUGUCGCCCCUGGCGCGUCUCAUCGUGCCCGCUUUGGACGACCCGAUCUUGGAGUAUUUGUACGACGACAACCAGCGCAUAGAGCCCGAGUACUACAUCCCGGUGCUCCCCAUGGUACUCGUGAACGGUGCAGAAGGAAUCGGCACUGGUUGGAGCACGAAGAUACCCAACUACAAUCCUCGCGAUAUAGUUGCCAAUCUGCGGAAGAUGAUCGCCGGUGAAGAGCCGGGUGUCAUUAAGCCGUGGUUCAAGAACUUUCGUGGAUCCGUGGACCAGGUUGAAGAGCAGAGGUUCAUCAUGAGCGGGGAGGUGGCCGUGCUCAACUCCACCAGCAUCGAGAUCACGGAGCUUCCGGUGCGUGUUUGGACUCAGACGUACAAAGAGACAGUGCUAGAGACCAUGCUGCACGGCACAGAGAAGGUACCGCCGCUCAUAUCCGACUACAAAGAGUACCACACAGACACCACCGUCCGCUUCGUGGUCACCAUGACCGAAGACAAGCUGGCCAAGGCCCGCGAAGAAGGGCUGCACAAGACGUUCAAGCUGCAGACGUCGCUCACAACGUCCUCGAUGGUUUUGUUCGACUCCAAGGGCGUCCUGAGGACGUUUCGUACCCCUGAGGACAUCCUGCGUGACUUCUUCGCGACGCGUCUGCAGGGGUAUGAGAGGCGAAAGGCUUACCUCGUUGGUCUGCUGUCUGCUGAAGCGAAGCGUCUCGAAAACCAGGCACGCUUCAUUCUCGAGAAAAUCGGCAACAUCAUCAAGAUCGAAAACCGUCGCCGCAAAGAGAUGAUGGAGACACUGCGGCAGCGGGGUUAUGAUCCCGACCCUAUCGUUAUCUGGAAGAAGCAGCAGCUGCAGCAGACAGGGCGUCGAGACAGCCAAGCCGAGUCGCAGGACGAAGCCGAAGACGCUGCCGAGGAACAGGAUGAGGACAGGGACAAGGACGGCGGUAGCGUGCACUACAACUACCUUCUGGGCAUGCCGCUUUGGAGUCUGACUAUGGAGAGGAAGGACGACCUGCUCAAGAAGCGUGACGAAAAGCGGGAUGAACUCGAAGUGCUGCGCCGCAAGUCUCCCGAGAACCUCUGGGAAGAAGACCUGGACGCCUUCUUGACCAAGCUGGACGAGGUUGAGAAGGCGCAACGCGAUGAAGAGAAUUCGACCGGCGUCAAGGCGACCAAAGGGUCCAAGGGCGGACGCUCUAAGGCUGCGGCUCCAAAGAAGGCUGAAAGUGAGACGAAGCCCUCGGCGUUCGCGGAGCGCGUUGUGCCAAAGGUCGAGUGGGAAGCGAAGACCAAGGCCACCGGAGCGCGCCGUGGAGCCAAAAAGGCGACCAACGAUGCCACUGCCGAUGGCCACGGUGAUGACGGGGACGGCAACGCUGCAACGGCGACCGGACGCACCAGUCCCGAGGUCCCCGAACGUGCAACGGAUUCCGCACCCGCCAAGGCGCCACAGCAUAAACGAGGAGGCGCCACUAAGGACAAGCCUUCUAAGACCAAAGCAAAGAAGAGGAAAAACUCUUGGUCGGGCUCUGAUUCCUCUGAGAACGACGAGUCGCUCAUUAGCCUCGGCUCAGACGACGACGUCAAACCUGUGGCGGGCCCUUCGCACCGCCAUCAACAAGACGAGCGACAACGAGCACAGCCUCCGAAGAAGCACGGAGCCGCGGCUAAGACAGCGCAGCACGACGCAGCUGGUGGCGAAGCCGACAAGGACUUCGUCAAGCCACCCGCCAAGAAACCCGGCGCGAUUUCUCGAACAGCCAAAAAGGCUUCGGUCGCCAAGCAGGCUCCAGCGGCGGACGACUCCGACUCCGACCCUGUGCCGGCUCCGAAGAAGGCGGCCAAAAAAAUGCGGGUCGUAAUGUCCUCUUCUUCGGACGAUGACUACGCACCUUCCGUGCCGCGGCCAACCACUUCCAGCAGCGGCCGCACUAAGGCGCCGCCGGUGAAGUACGAUUUCGGAAGUGACAGUGACGAAUUCUGAUGCACGUCGUGGAGUGUGUAAACAUAACUGUGAUACACUGCGUUCUGCCAUAACCACCGAUGCUUAUGCCUCGAAGAACCAUGUGCGAGCUUCGUGACGUGUAUGUCGCAUCGAAUCGCGGUGGUAGAUGUUCGAUCGAC